Messenger RNA from Striga asiatica, 423 nucleotides. The record is from the annotation of a GenBank genome assembly. NCBI's taxonomy places the organism in Eukaryota, Viridiplantae, Streptophyta, Magnoliopsida, Lamiales, Orobanchaceae.
CCUUUUGAGGCUUUCUUUCCUCGGGUACAAAAUCAUCUUGUGCUUAUAGUGUCUAGAUUGCCCGUGAGCUUUACUCUGCCUCCUGUUGACGAUCUUCAGAACAAGAACAACGGUGAAGUUACCUGGAUUUUUCUUCUUGGUAGUUACCUGAAAUUUCUCAAUUCUAAUGGCGAACAUCAAUUUCAGCAGCAACCGCAAUCCCAGCCACGUUUUCAACAGAAACAGCCGACGCCACGCCAGCACCAGUCUUUGGCCUCUCACUUUCAUCUCCUCCAUCUGGUGGAGAAUUUGGCCGAUGUGACUGAAAAUGGGACGAGAGAUCAGCAAGAGGAUCUAUUGGUUGGUGAUUAUUCAUUUUAUAGAUCUAAGGAUCAGUUCAUGAGGAGAAAGGAAGACAUGAGGAGAAAGGAAGACCCGGCUUGA